Messenger RNA from Westerdykella ornata, 399 nucleotides. RefSeq lists its product as uncharacterized. The record is from RefSeq and is a predicted model, not a curated record. NCBI's taxonomy places the organism in Eukaryota, Fungi, Ascomycota, Dothideomycetes, Pleosporales, Sporormiaceae. The coding region runs from base 1 to 399 and encodes 132 amino acids. The transcript is spliced from 2 exons.
AUGACGGGGCACAUGCGCAUUUUCGAGCCCGUAAUCCAGCAGCAACCCUCACUGGCUGAAGCAUGCGACGGGGAGCGCAAUGAAACCGUUGAUAUCAGCGAAAGAUGCAGCUGGCUUAGUAUUGACAUAAGCGGUGAACUUGGCUUCGGACGGAGCUUUGAACUGCAAACAAGUGACAAGAACUGCCCCCGCCCAAAGCGCUGGAUGCUCAGUGGCAUUUCUACUUCGAACUACAGUAUCAACGUCUAUAUGCAAAUGCUGCAACUGAAAUAUAUCGGCUGGGAGAAGCUUUUGCUUCCAAUUGUUCUUCCAAAAGUACUUAGGUUUCAUCGUACAUAUUCCCAAACGUUGCAGUGUCAAGUACACCCGGCCCAGCUUGCCAACAACAUGAUACGAUAG